AUGGUAUUCGACGACUUGAGCUACAAUGGCAGCACAUUCGACUGGGCUAGCGAUGUGGAUGCGCUGGAUCUCAAGGUUGGAAGCUUGAUUGACUCCAUCAGUCCCAACCUGACUUCCUUCAAGGACAGGGGAGGAAAGCUUAUUGUGACGCAAGGAUGGGCCGACCCUUUCAACGCUGCAACCUGGCCAAUUGAUCAUUUGAACGAGGUCGCUCAGGCGACAGGUGGCGAUCGAGAUGAAUGGCUGUCUUUGUUUAUGGUUCCAGCCGGCAUCAACUUACCCUCCUCGAGCGCGUGA
Colletotrichum fioriniae is the source of this 297-nucleotide messenger RNA. The record is from RefSeq and is a predicted model, not a curated record. NCBI's taxonomy places the organism in Eukaryota, Fungi, Ascomycota, Sordariomycetes, Glomerellales, Glomerellaceae.